CUCUCUCUCUCUGCUCAUCAAACCGACGUUGCUUCAGCUAUCUGCUCAAUUUGCAGAUACAUAUACAUUUGUGUUGGGGUUCCAUUCGGUUGAUACUAACCAAAGACUGUGUUAUCCAGCAUAAAUUCAUUCUUCGCCGGUGAAUCGGCCAUGGAUUCCUUCACGACAUCUGCUUGAAGAGGUCUGUACCUGUUCGUUAGCCGAAAGGAAUCAGAAUUCAGAAAAAAAGAGAUGUCGGAUGUGGACCACUUGAUAGCCAAGAAAGUAGCUGAUCGAUACCUGAAACGUGAAGUUCUUGGAGAAGGUACCUAUGGUGUCGUCUACAAAGCCAUUGAUACUAAGAGUGGACAAACUGUUGCAAUAAAGAAAAUCCGGCUUGGAAAGCAGAAAGAAGGGGUGAAUUUUACAGCUCUUAGAGAAAUAAAGUUACUGAAAGAGCUCAAGGAUCCAAAUAUAAUAGAACUUAUUGAUGCUUUUCCUCAUAAAGGCAACUUGCAUCUUGUUUUUGAAUUCAUGGAGACUGAUCUUGAAGCUGUUAUUCGGGAUAGGAACAUUGUUCUUUCUCCCACUGAUAUUAAAUCAUACCUUCAAAUGACAUUGAAAGGACUUGCUUUUUGCCACAAGAAAUGGGUUUUGCAUAGGGAUAUGAAACCAAAUAAUCUGUUGAUAGGACCUCGUGGACAACUAAAACUUGCAGAUUUUGGUUUGGCGCGUAUAUUUGGUAGUCCUGACAGAAGGUUCACUCACCAGGUAUUUGCUCGAUGGUAUAGAGCACCAGAGCUAUUAUUCGGAGCAAAACAAUAUGGUCCGGGGGUUGAUGUUUGGGCAGCAGCUUGUAUAUUUGCUGAGCUUCUUCUACGCCGCCCGUUUCUACAGGGUAGCAGUGAUAUCGACCAAUUGGGUAAAAUCUUUGCUGCAUUUGGGACUCCAAAAGCUUCUCAAUGGCCAGAUAUGAUUUAUCUGCCCGAUCAUGUUGAAUAUCAGUAUGUUCCCGGGCAGCCACUUCGGGCACUGUUUCCAAUGGCGAAUGAUGAUGCCUUGGAUCUGUUGUCCAAGAUGUUUGCUUAUGAUCCAAAAGCUAGAAUUUCAGCUCAAAUGGCAUUAGAACAUAGGUACUUCACUUCGGGACCUCCCCCUACGGAACCGGCUUUGCUUCCACGGCCUCCACCAAAGAGGGAGUCUAUAGACUCAAAGCCGCCCUCAGAUGGUGGUGGUGGUCCCACAGUGUUAUCACCUACAAGAAAAUCAAGAAGAGUAAUGCCACAUCAGCAUGACCAUGGAAAUGAAAGAAGUGGACCCGCACCAAUGUCACUAGAUUUUUCCGUCUUCGCCGCAAGGCCGCCAGCUAGACCGACAAUUAACAGUGCUGACAGAAGCCAUCUGAAGAGAAAAUUAGAUCUGGAAUUCCAAGUCCCCGAAGAAGAUUGAUGAAAUUAAAAUUUUAAACAUGUCAGAUUUAAUUAUAUACUUAUAUAUUAUUUUUGUUGUAUUGGACUAGUGAAAGUUUUGUGAUCCGAAUAAUUGAUGUAUUUUUGAUAAUUAAUCAGACAUGGAAUUUAGAUUUACGA
Messenger RNA from Lactuca sativa (garden lettuce), 1568 nucleotides. The record is from RefSeq and is a predicted model, not a curated record. NCBI's taxonomy places the organism in Eukaryota, Viridiplantae, Streptophyta, Magnoliopsida, Asterales, Asteraceae.